UAAGGUAUAGAAAUCCGAUGCAACAGUUGCAAUUCUAUACAUACAAGUAGCUUGUAAAUAUUAUGCUAAUUCAUGUUAAUGUAGACUAGACGCCAAGUGUCAUAUUAAAAAUUACAUGCCUCUGGUGUUGAAACACAUAUUCGUAUAUUUAUUCAAAACUGUCUAUUCGAGCGAAGAAGUCGGCUUCAUCGAGAACAACAAUAAAAAUCAACGACAAAACCAUGUUGGGCGAAAUGUUUGACUUUCUGGCAAGGCCCAGUGAAAUCAAAGAAGCGUACGACUAUUUGCCAUUUCAUGGUGCCUUAUGGCCGAUUAUUAUUGUGAAUGUAUUUUUUGUCUUCUUCGCUUUUCGAUUGGGACCAUGGUUGAUGCGAAAUCGCGAGCCAUUUAAUCUCAAACGCGUUAUUAUGAUUUAUAAUGUCGUUCAAAUAUUUUUCAAUGCCAUUAUGGUUUGGUUGAGCGUAUAUUUAAUAUCGAUUUAUUUGACUGAAUCGGGUGGCCUGGGUUGUAUUCAGCAGCUGAGAAGUGAUCACCCGAGUAGAGGUUUCGAAAUAUUUUGUGGAUUUUUAUAUCUUUUCAACAAAUUUCUGGACUAUCUGGAGACAUUAUUUUUCAUAAUGCGCAAAAGUUACAAACAAGUUACCGUCUUACAUGUCUAUCAUCAUAUAAUGAUGACAACUUUCGUAUUCCUAUAUAUACGCAUUGAAGGUUCAGGCGGUCAUACGUCCACCGUACCGAUGCUUAACACUUUGGUGCAUGUAAUUAUGUAUGUGUAUUAUCUGAUGAGUUCGAUAGAUCCGGCUUGGAAGAAAUCUUUGUGGUGGAAAAAAUAUAUUACACAAAUGCAAAUCGUACAAUUCUUUAUUGAUUUCAUCCAUCAACUCUGGCCGUUGGUGGUGGUGCGCGAUUGCCCGAUACCGAAAAUUUGGAGUUACAUCGUUUUGGUGCAAGCCACAGUUAUGAUUUAUAUGUUUGGCAACUUUUACAUUAAUAGUUACAUAAGAAAACCAAAACCAAAGAAGGUGGAAGAGAAGAAAUUGUAACUUUCAAUUGACCAUCUGUAUAAGCGAAAAGCCCACGGGUUAUCAAUUAGAAUUUUUACACCUUGUAAUUAUUUAUUGGCAGUCUUUUGGGAUUUGAAAAUUAUUAUUAUGGAAAUUAUGGAAAUAAAAGACUAUUUUCUUUUUUUU
Molecule: messenger RNA, 1190 nt
Organism: Ceratitis capitata (Mediterranean fruit fly)
Lineage: Eukaryota; Metazoa; Arthropoda; Insecta; Diptera; Tephritidae
Product: elongation of very long chain fatty acids protein F-like
Exons: 3
Coding region: 222-1043 (273 amino acids)
Biological process (GO): sphingolipid biosynthetic process; very long-chain fatty acid biosynthetic process; fatty acid elongation, monounsaturated fatty acid
Cellular component (GO): endoplasmic reticulum membrane
Molecular function (GO): fatty acid elongase activity
Source: RefSeq, a predicted model, not a curated record